Messenger RNA from Penicillium samsonianum, 912 nucleotides. RefSeq names its product S1/P1 nuclease. The record is from RefSeq and is a predicted model, not a curated record. Gene Ontology annotation, biological process: DNA catabolic process. Bases 1 to 912 code for a protein of 303 amino acids. Gene Ontology annotation, molecular function: endonuclease activity; nucleic acid binding. Lineage: Eukaryota; Fungi; Ascomycota; Eurotiomycetes; Eurotiales; Aspergillaceae. The transcript is spliced from 3 exons.
AUGGUUCGUGGCUUUGCAAUCUUGUCCUUCUGGUGCCUUCUUUGCGGGCCGACUCUUGGAUGGGGAGAUGUCGGUCAUCGCACUGUUGCAUACCUGGCCGAGCAAUAUCUCACUGAACAGGGCACAGAGUUUCUUAACAAACUCCUGCCUCAGAGCAAGCAGUUCGACAUCUCAGACGCGGCUACAUGGGCCGAUAAAAUCAAACAAAAGCACCCUAAGACUAAACCUUGGCAUUAUGUUGAUGUGAAGGAUGAUCCUCUAGGGAAUGUCUGCAAGAUAUCAUCCCUUCCACAGGAGUGUGAAAGCGGGAAAGGCUGCAUCAUCUCGGCCAUAGGAGAUAUGACCGUUCGAGUGAAUGAUAAUAGCUUUAACCAAACAGAAGCUAUUAUGUUCUUACUCCACUUCUUUGGGGACCUUCAUCAGCCCUUGCAUGUGGAAGACUACGACAGGGGAGGAAACGAGGUUAAGGUCUGUUUUGACGGUCACAAAGACAAUCUACACAGUAUCUGGGACACAGACAUGCCACACAAGAUCAACGGCAUCAAACAUAGACUCAAGCAUAACGAUGAAAAACUGGCAUCCCUAAAGUGGGCCAAGUAUCUCGUUCAAAAGAACAAACACAGACCCACGACCGCUGUGGAAUGUGCGGAUGUUACCGACCCCCAGCAAUGUCUCAAGCAGUGGACGGAGGAGAGCAAUCGUUUGAACUGUGCUGUUGUUUUCAAAAGGGGACUUCCGUAUCUUACGGGCGAAGAUCUUGGAGGCGAAUACUAUGACGAUGCGGCGCCGGUCAUUUCGGAACAAAUCUAUAAAGCAGGUGUUCGUCUGGCGGUCUGGAUCGAUGCCCUUGCGGAGAAGCGUCGCAUCAAAGAGGCGCUUGUUGUCCAGGGGGAUCGGAUGAGAGAUCUAUGA